AUGCUAUUUCGGCUGGAGAAUGAUGAGACACAGAUUUCACUAGUUUGCUGGCGGCUGUGCUUCCGGAUCCAACAGGCGAUCGAGAACAAUAGUCAACAGAUCGCAUCUAAUACAUCGGCGAUCACCUCGCUGCGUUCUGUAUUCGAAGAGUCCCGUCUCAGCGCUUGGAAAUGGAACUCGGUCGACGAUGGGCCGGAAAUAAAAGAUCCAACCAACAGCAUCUUCUCACAACUUUUCAUCCCCAAGCCAGUUCUCCCCGAAAAACAUGACAUUGGAAGGCCGAAGGAAGAUCCCGUGAAUUUUCUUGGCAGUGAGACAAGCAUCCUCAAAAAUCUACAACUACAAAGCAGCGAUUGGAACGGAGCAGGCGUGCUGCACAAGUCCGAGUCAGCCGGCCAAUUGCGACCCAUCGAAUUCACGAAAUCCUUCUUGGAGGGAAUUCGCCAACGUAACGGGGCCACUGGAGAGACGAAUGGGGGUGAAGCGAAAGUUGCGCCGGCUGAGCCAAAUCACGAGAAUGAUUGGGUGAACGCGAAUACGAAGCCGACCUUCCACCCAUUCCCGAGUACACCCGCUCAACCAGCAGCUCCUACAACGAACCGCCCUCCUCCGCCAAAUCAGGUCACUUCAUUUGCUGCCGCCGCCCUCAAGGAGCGAAGGGAAAUCAACAUUCCGAAGAAGCCCGAGCCCGAAGAAACCGGACCUCGUCUUGUUCCUAUCGGCAAGAAGCCGCCGAUUAUCAUCAGACGUCUUACAACUCAAAUUCGGGGCCUGCAAAGGAAGCGCAAUGAAUUGCUCGAGACGAAACAGAUGCUGGAAAGUCUCAUCGAUAGCGGGAACUCCGCCGAAGACACCGAGGGCUGGGAGCAGCGAACAUUCGACUGGACAGAAUCCAUAGAUGAAGCUUUGAAAACGGCGACAAUCAACUCGGUGUUGAGCGGCAAUGACACGCUGUUGUUGAUGAGCACCGGCGGCGGGAAGAGUCUGUGCUACCAGUUGCCAGCCGUGAUUGCAAAAGGUCUCACCCUGGUCGUAUCACCGCUUCUGUCAUUAAUCGAAGACCAAUUGCUACACCUGAAAGAGUUGGGCAUCGAGGCGGCUACGAUAAAUGCCAACACUUCGAAAGAAGAGAAGUUGGCAAAAAGCAAGCGGUUCAUGAAUAAGCUUGAGAAAAGCAAUGAAAUUGGAUAUAUGAAGCUUAUCGCGAUCGACGAGGUCCAUUGUUGUUCUCAAUGGGGCCACGAUUUUCGGCCAGACUACAAAUUCCUCAACGUCCUCAAGCGACAAUUCAAAGAUGUUCCAAUCCUUGGUUUGACGGCGACAGCAACGGCAGCCGUUCUCGACGACGUCAAGAAAAUGCUCGGAAUUCCCGCUGCCCUCGUCUUCCGGUCCAGCUUCAAUCGGCCAAAUCUGAAAUACGAGGUCUUCCCGAAAACCGUGGAUGGCGUCACGGUGCUCGCUAAGCUGAUUAAGGACCGAUUUGAUGGACAGUCAGGAAUUGUCUACUGUUUUUCGCGGAAAGACACCGAGGAGACGGCCGAUUCGCUACGGAAAUCGGGGCUGAGGGCGUUCUGCUAUCAUGCCUAUAUGGAAGAUCACGAUAGGAAAACGGUUCAUCAGCGCUGGAUUGCCGGAAACGUACAGAUCAUUGUCGCCACAGUGGCUUUUGGAAUGGGAAUCGAUAAACCGGAUGUGCGUUUUGUAAUCCACUACACCUUGCCGAAAUCUAUCGAAAAUUACUAUCAGGAGAGUGGACGAGCAGGCAGAGAUGGGCAACCGGCCACUUGUAUUCUUUUCUGGCGUAUUCAGGACAUGUUCAAACAAAGCACAUCUGUCUCGGCCGAACGUGGCGGCGUUCAGAAUCUCUACUCCGUUGUGGAUUAUGCGACUGGUGCAUCUGAUUGCCGUCGAAUAGCUCUAUCCAGUCAUUUCGAGGAGCCAUGGGAGACGGAUUGGUGUGGAAAAAAAUGCGACAUAUGUUGCGGCGAGCAAGAGGCUGAAGAAGUGGAUGGAUACGAGAUCCUAGAAAACGCGGUGGCUAUUAUGAAAAAGGAAAAGGACAAUCCGAAGAAGAGCAGCAACGGCAAGUUGACCGGAAAAAUGCUGGUCGAUAUGCUUGUACGUGACAACGGCCAAAAGCAGAUACUCAUCGAGUGCGUGCUGGCCAGGCUUCUCGUCCUGGGAUACCUGGCGGAAGAUUUUCACUACACCGCUUACUCCGUCAUCAGCUACAUGGAAGCCGGCCCCAAGUACAAGCAGCUUACGGCCAAGACAUUGCCGCUGAAGAUCAGCAAAGCGCUACCGGGCACAAACAGUCGGAAACGGCCACUGGCUGAA
This is a messenger RNA of Mesorhabditis spiculigera, 2337 nucleotides long. The record is from the annotation of a GenBank genome assembly. Lineage: Eukaryota; Metazoa; Nematoda; Chromadorea; Rhabditida; Rhabditidae.